This is a messenger RNA of Drosophila sulfurigaster albostrigata, 2380 nucleotides long. It is a transcript of the gene Zw, whose product is annotated as glucose-6-phosphate 1-dehydrogenase. Lineage: Eukaryota; Metazoa; Arthropoda; Insecta; Diptera; Drosophilidae. The record is from RefSeq and is a predicted model, not a curated record. Gene Ontology annotation, biological process: pentose-phosphate shunt, oxidative branch; glucose metabolic process. Gene Ontology annotation, molecular function: glucose-6-phosphate dehydrogenase activity; NADP binding. Gene Ontology annotation, cellular component: cytosol. Bases 500 to 2086 code for a protein of 528 amino acids. The transcript has 4 exons.
GCUCAAUAUCGUUAUAUUUUUGGAGCUCCCAAGACGCCAAAACAAACCAAGCGGGCAAACCUACAGAAAUAACUUAACUUACGCACACUGAUAAUUACUGCAGGCAGUCAGCACAGUACAAAACAAAAAAAAAAAAACAAAAUACCAAACUCACAAAAAUAAACACCAACAACAAAAAAAUCACUCACUCACGUUGCGCUUGCGUGCCAGUGUGUACAAAUGUGCUUGUAUGAGUGCGACUCUCUUUCUCUCUCUGUGUGUGUUUGUGAUUACUUGACCUUUAUUUUUUAGACAAAUUAUUUUUUUUUUUUUGGUUGUUGGUUUGGUUAAAAGCUUAACAAAUUGCCGUAAACAAAAAAAUAGCAAGCGUUGGAAGAAAACAAGUUAAACGGAAAACACGAUCUCAGCAAGCGCAUUUUUUUGCUGUUAGUCAAUAAACAAAACAACGCAUAUAACGUUGCUUUCGAAAGUUAACGGACACCGAGAUACCAAAACAAUCAUGAAUCAAGCGGGCAACUCAGACAUCUCGGGCAGCGGCACGCUGGAUCUAAUUAUCAAGUCCCUCAAGUCCGCCACAAUGAUUUGUGAGGGCACACACUUUGACGGCAAAAUUCCGCACACUUUUGUGGUCUUUGGUGCCUCGGGCGAUCUGGCGAAAAAGAAGAUCUAUCCUACUUUGUGGUGGCUUUACCGCGAUGAUUUGCUGCCAAAACCCACGAAAAUAUGCGGUUAUGCUCGCUCCAAGAUGUCCAUUGAAAAGCUCCGCUCGAACUGCGACGCCUACAUGAAGGUUCAACCCGGUGAGCAAGCCAAGUACGAUGAGUUCUGGAGCCUCAACAGCUAUGUGGCUGGUGCCUACGAUGGUCGCACCGGCUACGAACUGCUCAAUCAGCAAUUGGAGCAGAUGGAGAACCACUGCAAGGCGAAUCGCAUAUUCUAUUUGGCAUUGCCGCCCAGUGUGUAUGACCUGGUGACGCUGAACAUCAAGAACAUCUGCAUGUCGCGCAACGGCUGGAAUCGAGUGAUCGUGGAGAAGCCUUUUGGCCGCGACGAUGUCACCUCGAAGGCAUUGAGCGAUCAUCUGGCGAGCCUGUUUGAUGAAGAGCAACUCUAUCGCAUUGAUCACUAUCUGGGCAAGGAGAUGGUACAGAAUUUGAUGACCAUACGUUUUGGCAACAAGAUCCUCAGCUCGACGUGGAAUCGCGAAAAUAUCGCGUCCGUGCAGAUCACAUUCAAGGAACCCUUUGGCACUCAGGGCCGUGGCGGUUACUUCGAUGAGUUUGGCAUCAUUCGCGAUGUGAUGCAGAACCAUUUGAUACAGAUACUCUCGCUGGUCGCCAUGGAGAAGCCCGUCUCGUGCCAUCCCGAUGACAUUCGCGACGAGAAGGUCAAGGUGCUAAAGAGUAUUCCGGCGCUGGAGCUCAGCGACAUGGUUUUGGGUCAGUAUGUGGGCAACCCGGAUGGGACCACAGAGGAUGCUCGCACUGGCUACUUGGAGGAUCCAACCGUAACGAGCACUUCAACGACGCCCACAUUUGCCAUGGCCGUCAUGAAGAUCAACAAUGAACGCUGGCAGGGCGUUCCGUUCAUCUUGCGUUGCGGCAAAGCGUUGAACGAACGCAAGGCGGAGGUUCGCAUUCAAUAUCAGGAUGUCCCCGGCGACAUCUUCGAGGGGCAUACGAAACGCAACGAGCUGGUCAUACGUGUCCAGCCCGGCGAGGCGCUCUACUUUAAGAUGAUGACCAAAAGUCCGGGCAUUACGUUUGAUAUCGAGGAAACCGAAUUGGAUUUGACGUACGAGCAUCGCUACAAGGAUUCCUAUCUGCCGGAUGCGUAUGAACGCCUGAUACUCGAUGUCUUCUGUGGCUCCCAAAUGCAUUUCGUACGCUCCGAUGAGUUGCGCGAGGCGUGGCGCAUCUUUACGCCCAUUCUCCACAAAAUCGAACAGGAACACACGAAGCCCUUGCCCUAUGUCUAUGGCUCCCGUGGUCCCAAGGAGGCGGAUCGCAAGUGCGAGGAGGCCAACUUCCGUUACUAUGGCUCCUACAAAUGGCACGGCAGCAAGUCCAGCACAUCCAAUCUCUAGAAGACUAUUAUUGCGACUUUCAGCUCGGUUAGGAUAAGUUGGUGGCAUGGUCCCUACUCCUUCCUCCUGAUGAAAACUCUACUAUAUACAUACAUACAUACUGAGAUACUGCAAAUCAAUUGCACUUCAUUACUUUGGUUGGUUUUACAAUAGAUUUUUGUAUUAAAUACUAUUUUAUAAAAUUAUAUUUGGAGAACCUCAAGUGUUGAGGUAUUUCAACUGUCUUCUUGUCGAUGGAUUAAACUUACAAUUAUCUUCAAAUAAAUUAAGUAUACAAAACAACAAAAAAAAAAA